This is a messenger RNA of Setaria italica (foxtail millet), 1114 nucleotides long. RefSeq names its product embryo-specific protein ATS3A. Bases 186 to 806 code for a protein of 206 amino acids. The record is from RefSeq and is a predicted model, not a curated record. Gene Ontology annotation, molecular function: protein binding. The transcript has a single exon. NCBI's taxonomy places the organism in Eukaryota, Viridiplantae, Streptophyta, Magnoliopsida, Poales, Poaceae.
UGAGAUGUUUUCCAAACGAAAAGAAAAAAAAAAGAACAGUUUCAGAUCAGGUGACAUGGCGUCUCCACGGUCCACGCAGCUCACCUUGAGAGCUGCUGCCUAAACAUAACACGCCCGACCAAGAGCAAACCAACCACCGCGGCACCACUUGUCCAGUCCGGCCUCGCCAAUCCGAUCCAGCAGCCAUGGCCUCCCGCUGCCGGCGGUCGCAGAGCCCCGCCCUGCUCGCGCUCGCCGUGCUCUCCUGCCUGCAGCUCGCCCUCCCCGCCGCGUCGCAGCUGUCGCCGACGACGACCCGGCCUCUCCCGCGCCCCACCGCCACGACCACGACAACGACACCGCUGGAAGCGGGUAGCGGAGAGGUCGCCGGCAGCGGCGACAUCGGCGGCGUCGCGGGGCGCGCGUGCACGUACACGGUGCAGAUCAAGACGAGCUGCUCGUCCCCGCGGAGGUCCCCGGACGCGGUGAGCCUGGCGUUCGGCGACACGUACCGGAACGAGGUGUACGCGGCGCGGGUGACGCCGGCGCGCGGGUUCGAGCGGUGCGCCAAGGACACGUUCAGGGUGACCGGGCCCUGCGGCUACGGCGUCUGCUACCUCUACCUCCGCCGCACCGGCGGCGUCGGGUGGACGCCCGAGUGGGUCAGGGUGUACGAGCCCACCUCCAGCACGCCCUCCACCUUCUACUACGGCGACCCGCUCUCCAACGGCGUCUGGUACGGCACCAACCGCUGCCUCCGCCGCGGCGCCGGUGGCGGCGCCUCCUCCGAGCCUGUCGUUGCCGCGGCGCAGGCGCUGCGACUGUGACGACGGCCGGUGAGCGGUUUUGCCUGCACGCGGUGGAUGAUGAUGCAGGGGCAGAGAACCUCCCGUGGCGCUCCUGUUCUGUCUUGGUGUGAUGAUUGGUGGGGAACGGGUGGCGUUUCGGAGAAAUCAUUUGGGUCGCUACUAUUUUUUCUAUUUUUGUUGUACGGUUGGGUUUCUGCUACGUAUGCUCGAACUGUGGCCAUGAUAAUCCUGAUCGGACUUUGUACUUUCUAGCAAUAAAACCGAUCCAAGAAAGAGAUUUGCUCUAUGAUAGAAGGGUACGAAAGCCUACGAAGGAUUAAAUUGAA